AUGUCCUCCUAUCCAAGCUUCGAAGAAGGUGGAAUCUGCUACAUUGCAUGUGAAGAAUUAUUCGAGUAUUACAAUAACUCACGCUUUUAUUGCUAUAGAGGGUGCGAUUUUGCCAAAGGAAGAGUGAAUGUUCCGAAACUAAGGAAAGAAGCUGAAAGUAUGUGCAAGAGAAUGACAGCUGAAGCCAUGGAAACCCAAGUCGAUCUAGAUAAAAUCAAAGAUUUGCGUGUCAGCCCAUUUUUGGACCCUGAUUGCCCUGAAAAUAUCUACAAAGCUUGCCUUUCAGGAAUUAGAAGACAACGCUGGUAA
This is a messenger RNA of Blepharisma stoltei, 309 nucleotides long. The record is from the annotation of a GenBank genome assembly. NCBI's taxonomy places the organism in Eukaryota, Ciliophora, Heterotrichea, Heterotrichida, Blepharismidae.